AUGUUUACCUGUAAUACUUGUAAUUUACAAUUUCCGGAAUCAAAUGAUCAAAGAACACAUAUGAAAUCAGAAUGGCAUCGAUAUAAUUUAAAAAGGAAAGUUGCGCAAUUACCACCAAUAAAUGAAGAAUUAUUUAAUAGUAAAGUUACCAGACUACAGACUCCAGACGAUGGUGAGAAAGUUAAACAGAUAACGAAGAAAGAGCAAAGAAGGAAAGAGAAAGAAGCAAUUUUGGAAAAGAAAAAGGCGAUUUUAGAACAAGCAAAGAGAGCAAUGAUGGCUGAAAGAAGGGCAAAUCAAGCCUCUGGAGAGGCGUUGGAAGAUGAAAAAUUUACGGAGACAAUCGAUGACUCCGAAGAAGCUCCUGAACAAAAGAAAGAAACAGAAAAUGUAGACCUAACUCAAGAAGCGGAAGAAGAAAUACAAUUGGAACAAAAACUUGCAAAUAAACUAGACAUACCACCAACUACGUGUCUUUUCGCUCAUCCAAAAUACCAUCAUGAAUUUCAAACAGUUGAUGAGAAUGUAGAUCAUAUGUUUAAACAACACGGUUUAUAUAUCCCGGAACCAAACUAUCUUAUUGAUAAAACAGGGUUAAUAGAAUAUUUGGCUGAAAAAAUUGGGUUUGGCUUUUGCAUAGCUUGUAAUUACCAAGGAAGAAAUGCAGAAGCUGCAAGGGAACAUAUGCAAACUAAAAGACACAUGAGAAUACCGUACGAAUCUGAAGAUGAAAAAUUGGAAAUAUCAAAGUUUUAUGAUUUUUCUUCAACUUAUGAUGAUGAUGAUAAGAAGAUAAUUGUUGAUGGGGCAGACGAAGCUGAAGAAAGUGAAGGAGAUUGGGAAGAUGUGAGCGAUGAAAAUGAAGAGUCUGAUUCUGAUGAGGAAUUACUGGCUGCAGACCAAGAUGCUAUUUACCAAAAUGGUAAUGAACUAAUACUCCCAUCUGGUGCAGUUGUUGGUCAUAGAUCAAAUCGAAGAUAUUAUAGACAAAACUUAGCUCCCGAAAGAAUUUUAUCUGAAGGUCAAGGAACUGUUAUUGCUGCUGAAACCAGACAUAUGUUGACAUUACAAGAUAGAAAAGAGUUAGCGGAAAAGAAAAGAAAAUGGAGAAGUGAAAAAAAACGAGAGGAUGUUAAUGAUAGAAGAGCUGCUAAAUUUAUCAAUAAUCAACCACAUUUUAGAGAUCAAUUGUUGCAAUAG
Molecule: messenger RNA, 1200 nt
Organism: Lodderomyces pseudojiufengensis
Lineage: Eukaryota; Fungi; Ascomycota; Pichiomycetes; Serinales; Debaryomycetaceae
Gene: REI1
Product: Rei1p
Exons: 1
Coding region: 1-1200 (399 amino acids)
Biological process (GO): ribosomal large subunit biogenesis
Cellular component (GO): preribosome, large subunit precursor
Source: RefSeq, a predicted model, not a curated record